GUAAUUUCAGUUAACAAAAGUAUGGCGCAGAUUACAUACAGUAGUUGGCUUCAAGGAAUAAUAUUUCUUUCGUCUUUACAUUUUUUGUUAUGUGGACAUUUUUGCUACAGACAAAGACAAUACCAGUAUGGCACUGAGUCUUGUCCUGGGUGUUCAAAUACAAAAAGUUACAGAGGGAUCAAUUGCUGCGAUAAAUGGGAAGGGUAUACCUGUGAUAUUCCCAUCUGUAAUCCUCCCUGUAACGGUGGUGAAACCUGCUAUGGUCCUGAUACAUGUCGCUGUUCAAACAAAAUUGUAGGAGGAGUAUGUUCUGGUUAUGCGUGUUUUCCACCUUGUCAGCAUGGCGGGGAAUGUUAUGGACCAAAUAAAUGUUCUUGUCGACCAGGUUAUGCAGGCGAUUUCUGUGAUGUUAAUCCAUCUGAUAUUAUAUUUGUGGUAGACGAAUCAGGUAGUGUUGGAGAUGACAAUUUUCGUGUAACUAUGGAAUAUCUUGCCAAUGCUGUUAAUAGACUUCCUAUCAGAUAUGACUUACUACGUAUUGGAUUGGCUUUAUUCAGUGGCUCUAUUAGAAAAAGCUUUAAACUAGAUGAUCAUUUCUCAAAAGAACAUGUAACAGACGCUAUAUUGAAAACAUAUUUUGGAAGUGGCGGAACAGAUAUUGAUGGUGCUCUUGGCUACACUUGUAAAUAUAUGUUUCAACUGACGACAGGAGAUCGACACUAUGCCCAGAAUAUUUUGGUGUUGAUAACUGAUGGACGGUCAUCUAGUGCAUACAAACCUGGACUGUUAAUAUGUAAAAGCAAAAACGUAACGAUAAUUGGGAUAGGAAUCGGUUCCAACAUUGAUGUAAAUCAACUCAAGUCUUUGGUCUCCAAACCGGAAUAUUACUUUGAUACAACCUACGAUAACUUGGAUACAACUUUGCCAAAACUUAUAAAAACUAUAACAGAUUUUUGUCCACCUGGCUGCAAAAAUGGUGGAACUUGCAUAUCUCGAGGAAAAUGUCAAUGUCCAGGGGGAUAUGCAGGAUUACUUUGUGAAACUAAGGUGACAUGCAGUCCAGAAUGCACGAACAACGGAACAUGUUACCAAACAAACACAUGCCGAUGCCCUGCUGGUUAUGAAGGAGUUAUUUGUGAUAUUCCUAUCUGUAAUCCUGAAUGUAAGAACAAUGGAACUUGUUACGCAGCUGACAAAUGUUUAUGCGAAAAUGGGUACGAGGGAGGCUUGUGUGAAGUGAAUUUGUCGGAAAUGGCUCCUGUGUAUACUGAAACCCAUGUGAAUGUAAUAGCGGGACUGUCCAAGAACCUUUUCAUUGCAAUAGUUGCAAGUUUAUGUUUAGUAUUAUUUAUUGUUGUUGCUGUAUUCAUGUUUCUUUGGAGAACCGGAAGAUUACAACCUGCUAAACAAAGAGUUACUGCUGGCAUACGAACUAUUAGAAAUACCAUCAGAGUACGUGAAACAGCCAGUGGAAAUGUAAAUAUACUUUAUGGAAGAAACAGAGCCCAGAUGUCGAAUAACGAUGAUGAUAUAUAUUUUUACGGUGCAAUGGAAACACAAGGCCAAGAUACGUGGACGAUCUCAAGACAAGAUUUAUCUUUAGAAACAGAACUUGCACGUGGACGAUUCGCUAUAAUUUAUUUGGCUCAAUACUUUAACCACCUGGAAGUCAGAAAAGUUGUGGCAAAAACUUUAAAAGAUGACCAGAAUGAAGAUAACGUCAUAAAGAUGAAAGGAAAGAUAAAUUUUUAUGGGACAAAAAUUGGACAUCACAAAAAUAUCUUGGAUUUUAUUGGAUCUGUUAACGAUGAUAUUCGUGGUCCCAUCAUGAUUUUAGAAUAUUGUUCUAAAGGAGUUCUGAAGGAUUUUCUAGAAUCCGUCAGAUCAAACGUUACGGUGGAAUUAGAGGAAAGAUUGUUCCGAAUGACACUUGGUAUUUGUGAAGGAAUGGAUUAUUUAUCUUCUAAGCAGGUGGUACACAGGCGGUUAGCAGCACGAAAUGUGUUACUCAACGAUCAGUAUGUUCCAAAAAUCACAGGAUUCGGCCCUGAUCCGGAAGCAACUCAAACAGGAGACACUAAAAAAUCUGAGAGAAUUCCAAUUAAAUGGAUGGCUCCAGAAUGUAUGAAAACAACUAAAUAUGCAAAUGAGUUGAGUGACGUGUGGUCAUAUGGUAUUGUUAUGUGGGAAAUAUUUUCUCUUGGUGAAACACCAUACCCAGGUAUACCAAGCACAGACGUAUCUAGUGUGAUUAAACGUGGCACUAAAAUGAAGAAGCCAGAGCUAUGUGAUGACGCGUUUUACAAAAUCAUGCUGAAGUGUUGGCACUAUGAUCCACGUAAACGUUCAGGAUUUGAACAAAUCAAGCAAGAGUUGAGCAAGCUAUUUACAGAAGAAUCUGGUGACGACGACUACUACAUGUACUACAAAACAAACGAGGUGUGAUCAUUUUCGUCGUAUGGAUAAUUGUACAUCAAGUUCUUGAUAUCAAACUACAGAUUCCAUGAACAGACAAUUAAAACAGUUAUAUUUAGCAAUGUGUUUAUUUUAUUUUCAAAUUCAGCUUUUGUUUUCAGCUUUUAGAAUAAUUUGCAUUUUUACUUUUAUGAUGUAUUUGGAAAUCAAUUCUUUCAUUUCAUGAAACGUUCAUAUUAGUAUGAACCUUAAUAUUAUUAACCUCGUACAUGUAAAUUCUGGACAUGUUUUAUGAAAUUGUUGUUCUAGCCUUAGACUAUAGUAGUCUCAGUUCUAGCUGACUUUUGAAAAACCGUGGUUUAACCGGCAAUGGACAUUUGAGCGAUAGAAAAAGAACGGUUGAGCGCCAAAGUAUAGGACAUUUGAGCGAAAAUAAAAAUAAACAUAGGAUAUUUGAGCUAAAAAAAAUUAAUUCCGUUCGCCAGAUAUAAUCUGUUACCACUGCUCAUCACGGGGAGGUGCAAGUACGAUUUCAAGCAAGAUUUAGUUAAUAAAAUGAGGAGUUUAUAACGCAUAAAGUUUAAAACAUCUUUUAAUUAAAAAAAAAACAACAAAGCAGUGUCAUAUAACUUAAAACUCGUCAACGGCAUUAUUUACAAAUCAGUUCGGGUUUGAAAUGGGUAACAGAGUAAUUUCCUGCUGGCGGUACCACGAAUGCAAGUCCAGGAGAUUCUGUGCAUUAUCCUUGUCUGUUCGGCUAUAAGGUGCAUCAAUAUUAGAACUCCGAAUUUUGAUGUAAGUCUCAGAUUGCAAUUUGACAAUGGUGUCAAUAAAAGUAAAAAUGAUGGGUUACUAUGAUAAAAUUGCUCAUUAUAAUGGGAAUGAAAUGAUUCGGGUCCAUUGUUUGUAUAUUUUGACGUUUUAGAACUCCGGCCCAGAGAUACGGGGGAAGUAUCACAGGAAAUUUAGCUCAGACGCCCUAUUUGAAAAUCCAGGUUAAGUUAAUAUUCCGGCGCUUAAAUGUCCAAUGAUUUCAACGCUCAAAUGACCCUAUGUGCAUUUUUUUUUUAUUUUCGUUCAAAUGUCCUAUGCCCUGUUAAACUCUGUAGUAAGAUCUCUGAAUAUUUUUUUUAGUAGUACUAACAUUUAUUUUGUUUAAUAGAUUAUUCUUAAAUAUGUCACUGUUUUCACAAAAAAUGAUUAAAUCAAAUUUGUUUCGUUACUCAUUGAAAUUACACAAGGAACAAUAUCAGAGCAAACAUUUUAAUUCUAGAGUUAUUUAGUGGUGUACACAUGGUUCAUUCAACCUAUGCCAACAUUUUGAAAUUUAAAUAUAGAAUAAUUAUUGUCUGAAAAAAUGUUGACAUAGGUUGAAUAGUAUAUAUAUAUUGUGAAAACUGAAAAACAGAAGUGUUAUUAAAACAAAAAGUAAUUCGGGGCUUAUCAAAUUACAACCAAUUUAAAUUAAGUGUAACUAUUUUUGCUACAUGAAAUAGUGAAAAUGUGAGUAACUUUAUGUGUUGCUUCUCACUUUUGAUUUAGGAAUUUACAUGAUAAUUUAUUAUGUUAUAUUAAAACAAUGGAAAAUGAAAUUUAAUUUUAGCAAUGAAUAUUAUUUUUUUGUGUGAAAAUUAGCUAUUAAUUUUUGGGGGAAAAUAAUUUUGUAGCAAAAUUAAAAAUUUUGAGAAAAAACAUCUUGUCGUUAUAGGAUUUCAAUGAAAACAGGUAUAAUAUGCUACUGUAGAUUGAUUCCUGUUGUCGAAAUUUGAUUUAGACAAAAAUGAAUAACAGAAUUGUGGUAUCAAAUUAUUUCUUGUUCAAAGAUCACAAUUUUUUAGAUACAUCUUUUUGUGCUAGGUUUUCAAUGAAAAAGUAUUAACAUUACUGUUCAAAUUAAAGGCUUGUGUCAAUUUUUUAAACGAAACUUCGAACAUAUCCUUAAUUAUUUCCUUGUAUCAAAAUUUCUAUAAAAAAACUGUGUAUCUCUUCGUUUGUAUCGGUAUUGAUUAUUUGUUUCUGUGCCUGGCACAAAUACACCAGGGACCCUUCCUAACAUCGUCAGUGUUCUUCAGGUUGUUUUUUUUUUUGCAUAUUUGGUAUAGCAAGAUAGUUGGUAAGAUUUGUCUUAGAUGAAUUGAUUUAUAAAGAAAUUAACAAACACAAAGGAUUUUUUGCUUCAUUGGUUUUUUUUAAAAGACUUUUUGUAUGUAUAUAUUUUUUCCGUUUUUGUACGUGUGUAUAUUUUUUUGAUUUUGCUUUUUUUUAAAUUAUUUAUUUAUUUCAUAUUAACAACAACAACAUUUAGUAAGUAUUAAGUUUUCUAUAUUUUUUAGUUUUGUCUAAUUUUUAGCUCAACUGAACCUAAGGAUCAAAUGAGCUUUUCUCACUACUUGGCGUCUGUUGUCUGUCGUCGUCCAAUAUUUUGUUACAAAAAUCGUAUCCUCUGUUACUGGGCCAAUUGGAACCAAACUUAAGCAUAAUCAUCUUUGGUACAUUUAGUUUAAAAAUUGUGUCAGAUGACCCCGCUUCCCAAUCAACAUGGCCAACAUGGCUAAAAAUAGAAUAUAGGGGUAAAAUGCAAGAUUUGUCUAUUAUCUUGCAAACUGCUUUAGAUAGUAAAAAUCGGAUAGAGCAUGAAUUAUCAAAAUGUUGAGAUCUACCUUCUGUGUAUAUAUAUCUUAACUGUCAGACGACUUCACAUAGGAAUUAUUGCCCUAAAAUGAUUAAUUUUACCAAUUUUUUUUCUUUCAUUUUUGCCUCUUUUUUUUUUAAACUUAUAAUAAUUAUAAUAAAAGUAGAGAAACUUUAAAAUUCAAAAAUAAUCCAGAAGACAAGAUCUACAAAUAAGUCAACAUCAUCAGUCAACUUCUUAUAGGAGUUAUUGCCUUUAAAGAACGAUUUUUCAUCAUUUUUGCGGUUUUGUCCAUUAUCUUGAAAAUUAUGAUAGAUAGAAUGACACUUGUAAUAGCAAAAAUUAUCAACAAGACAAGAACUACAAAUAAGUCAAAAAUGCUGAAAUGGUUGGUCGACACUUUAUAGCAGUUGUUGACCUUAAAUAACAAUUUUUACCAAUUCAUUUUGCAUUUUUGCCCUUUAUUUGAAAGCUAUUAUAAAGAUAAAUAGAAAUCUAAAUAGCAAAAAUAAUCAGCAAGACAGGAUCUACAAAUAAGUCAACAUGGCCCAUAUCGUCAGUCAACUCCUUAUAAGAGUUAUUGCCCUUAAUUAUGAUUUUUAACUUGUUUUUGCAUAUUAGUUUGAAAACUACAAUAACAGACAUAUAGAAACUUUAAAAAGCAAAAAUGAUCUGCAGGACAACAUUUUUAAAUACGUUAAAAUGAUUAAAUUGUAAGUUAACUCUUUAUGACAUUAUUGCACCUUAAUGAUGAUUUUUACCAAAAAGUGGUCAUUGUUGAAGAUGCAGGUGAGCGACACAGGCUCUAGUUUAAUUUCUUAUUUACUGCAACACAGUUUUGCAAGUAUUAAGUCGUCAAUUGUGUUGGUUUUUUUCUAAUUUUUAAAGUAGUUUGUAGCAGUUUUUGUCAGGAUCCGUUAUCUGUAAUAAAUUGUUACUUUUUAUAACAAUAUAUAUUGUACAUAGGCUGGAUAUAUAUUUUCGAAUGUUGCGUAGUUACGUAGUGCCGCUGAUGGGACACUCUAGCUUCUAAAGCUGUUAUAAUUUUAUAUUGACCACGUUCAAUCGCUGGCGUACUGUAAGUUAUUCUUGUUUUGACAUUUUUUUCCAUAAUAUUUGUAUCUAUGUUCAAUCAGAAAAAAUACUUUUAAAUUCGUACUUAUUUUUUUUUCAAUUUAAUUAUCAUCUGCGUUAAAAUGAGCAAUUCUUUCAAAAUUUGUUGUAUUUUUCAAUUAGAUUUUUUGUUGAGGAUGUUCGCUCCUCUUGUUUUUGAAUUUUUGCCAGAUAUUCGGAAUCCUCUGGUUUUAUCCAUGUAGUGUCAUUAAAAAAUUUUCCCCGCUAACCCUUACUUUUCUUUUUAUAAUCUUAUUACUAAUAAUUUAAAAAGCCAUAUUUGAAAAUCCUAUAAAAUCCUUGUUAUUUUUUCAUAAUUUUUGAAAGAAAAAGGGUGCAAAUGUUAAAUGUAAGAAAAGUCUAGAGAGAAUUAUUUCCCGCCAAAAUUUCAAUGGCUUAUAUCUCUAAAACAAGCACACGGACCCUACAUUUUUUCUGCUUUUUCAGUUCCUUUAUUUAUAUACUAUCAAUUUAUAACAGUCUUUAAAAAAGCUUGUUAUUUUGAAACAGAGUAGCGAACAUCCUUAAAGUAGAACAAUUAAUGUUCAACAUCAUAUAAUAAUAACUCCUUUGAGUUUUAAAUAUGAAGCCAAAUUCCUGUACAGAGAACUUCAGAGCUUGUAUACAAACAGGCCCUGGCUUCAUUUCCAGUUUAGGCAAUACAGUUUUAUUUACUGCCUUUGAAAAAAGUCAAUUUUGAAAGUAGAUUUUUUUUGGGCCAAUUUGAUUUAAAGUUUUACAGAUUUCAUUGACAAAUACUUUGCUUCAAGUGUUUUGUCUUUCUUCACCAAAUUAAGUGACCAUAUCUCACUACAAUAAAGCAUAAUUGGAGCAACAUAAGAAUUAUAAAAUUUCUUAAAGGUAAGACAAAACUUGGACAUAUGUCAACAUUUUAAACCCGAGGCGAAGAUGAAAUAUAGUAAAAAACAUCAAACUACAACAUUUUCUUUAUACAGAAUGAUGCCUUAACACUUCUCUACACAAGACAUUUGCAGUACUGGGGAAAGUUCCAGAUGAUUAAAAUGUUAUUUCUAUCAUUUCUAUUGUAUUAUUAUGUACAUUGUUCAACUUAUUCAUUAUAUAAAAAUAAACUUAUAUUUUCCGCUU
Messenger RNA from Mytilus californianus (California mussel), 7267 nucleotides. Its product is annotated as proto-oncogene tyrosine-protein kinase receptor Ret-like. The record is from RefSeq and is a predicted model, not a curated record. Gene Ontology annotation, cellular component: signaling receptor complex. Gene Ontology annotation, molecular function: ATP binding; transmembrane receptor protein tyrosine kinase activity. Lineage: Eukaryota; Metazoa; Mollusca; Bivalvia; Mytilida; Mytilidae. Bases 22 to 2445 code for a protein of 807 amino acids. The transcript is spliced from 18 exons. Gene Ontology annotation, biological process: positive regulation of kinase activity; cell surface receptor protein tyrosine kinase signaling pathway; protein phosphorylation.